This is a messenger RNA of Triticum aestivum (bread wheat), 627 nucleotides long. Its product is annotated as protein DETOXIFICATION 41-like. Gene Ontology annotation, molecular function: antiporter activity; xenobiotic transmembrane transporter activity. Gene Ontology annotation, cellular component: membrane. The record is from RefSeq and is a predicted model, not a curated record. The transcript is spliced from 4 exons. Bases 102 to 509 code for a protein of 135 amino acids. Gene Ontology annotation, biological process: transmembrane transport. NCBI's taxonomy places the organism in Eukaryota, Viridiplantae, Streptophyta, Magnoliopsida, Poales, Poaceae.
UUCGUGAAUCCCCGUAGGAUCCCCUCCAAACGUGAAAGAUCGUCCACAUAGGGUUCCGCCCUACAUCAAUCGCCUUCAGCAUUCUUGCCACGAUUGUCGUCAUGGCGCUCAGGUACCCACUGAGCACCCUCUACACAAGUAGCACGACGGUGAUUGAGGCCGUCAUCGCACUGAUGCUGUUGCUGGCCAUCAGCAUCUUCUUGAAUGGGAUCCAACCAAUCCUCUCAGGAGUCGCCGUCGGGACCGGGUGGCAAGUCAUAGUUGCCUAUGUCAACGUUGGGGCUUACUACAUCAUCGGGCUUCCAAUCGGAUGCGUUCUGGGGUUCAAAACAAGCCUGGGAGCAGUUGGGAUCAGGUGGGGCUUGAUCAUAGGGGUCGCGGUGCAGACGGUGGCUCUGAUCGUCAUCACGGCCAGGACCAACUGGGACAGCGAGGUGGAGAAGGCGAUCCAGCGGCUGCGGCACACCGCCGCAGACGAGGGUGGCAUGGUGGUCGACGACGACGUCUAAUGACCGGGCCCAUGGAUGUGUCUGGGGCUCUGUUUGGUGGCCAUUGUUUGCUAGGAGCUGGUGCCGAACUUUUAUUAUCAAGAGGCUAUGGUGCCUUUGGGUUUGUGCAAUAAGUUGA